Molecule: messenger RNA, 5013 nt
Organism: Linum trigynum
Lineage: Eukaryota; Viridiplantae; Streptophyta; Magnoliopsida; Malpighiales; Linaceae
Source: the annotation of a GenBank genome assembly
UUUUCAAGCCAUGCAUGCAUUGUGCUCCCAUUGUUGAAGUACUAACUAGCUAGGGUUAUUGUAAAAGAGCAAUGCCGGGAAAAAACGGCAAACUCUCGGCCAAGAUAGACAAGGCCACUGAAUCACUCCGGUCCGUCCGAAAGCAAAAAGACGGAAAAUGGAACAGAAAACAGAACUGGCAAAACUUCCAAAAGCCACGUGUCCUCCUCACAUUCUCUGUCCGCCUACGUGAGAACUGUUGACUUUUUCAUCCCCGCCACAAUAUUGUUAACCACCCAGCCAUGCAUUUAUAUAAUUGACCUCCCGCCACAAGGUCAAAACUGUGGGACGACCGGUUUCCCAGUUCAAUGCAAAGAUUUUAUUAACCAUUUUUUUAAAAAGAAUGACGAAGUUUAGCGUGGCAAGAACGGCCCUUUCAUCGAUGGUUAGGCUACUGGUUGACCAUCGUUUUGCCCUUUUUUCUUUGUCCUAACCUUCUGGGUCUUGUAUAUACUCGUAUCUUGCUAUUCCUGCCGGAAUAUCUUUGGGAAAAAAAAAAGGAAAUUGGAAUUCCCGCAAGUCAUCAGGCAUUGAGUUGAGUUUAGUGGGCUACUAAUAUUAGGGAGUUGGGUUGCUCACCCAACCUUUACCCAAAAACACCCCCAAAGUCUUAUUAGUUUAUUGUUUCCUUCAGCUAUUGUAAUUAACAAAUUAAAUACAUAAAUAUAUAAAUAUCCUUAAUUAAUUAUUACGAGAGAAUGCAACAACAAGCCAUGUUCAUCAUCGUCCAUUAUCCCCCAAAGCUAAUUGUAGCUAGCUAGCUAGCUUUCACGAAUAUUAUAUUUUAGAUAUUGACUUGGUUUUGCUUGCACCUCUGCCUCAGCUUAGCCUUCUUUGAUUUGCUUUCCUACCAUUGAGCGCUAGCUAGCUUAAGCUAUCUAGCUGGGUGUUGGAUCAACUGUCUUUGCUGUCUAAGAUUACAAAACCCUUUUGCUCAACCAAUCUCAUUAAAGUCACCUCCUUCCUUUCCUUCUCCUUCUCCUUCUCCUUCUCUCCUUCAUUCAAUGCCCGAAUUUAAGUCUCCCCUCCCCUUCCGCCUGCAAAAGUAGGUGUGCACAGAGAGAUGAAACAACAACCAGAAAGAAAGAAAGAAAGAAAGAAAAGCCAAGCUAGGUCACAACUCACAAAUAAUAGACAAGAGAAGAGCUUACGUUGUGUGGUAAACUGUUUAUUGCCUGUGGAAGAGAGGUGGAUUAACACUUAGCAGCAACAAAAGGGACAUUGGUGGUGGUGGUGGUGGUCUCUAUCUGUUCGAGAGAAGCCCUCCACGGCCCUUCCUUCUUCCUUCCUUCCCCAAACUGCCUCAACCAACCUCUCAUAAACUGCAUUUAUGGCGGUUUCGCAUCUGAACAGCGAGAGAGAGAAGAAGGGCGAGAAAUGGGUAGUGUAAUUCGAAGAAAACCAGUCUGUCCUUCUUUAUUGCUUUCUCUGUACAUCUCACCUAUAAAGUUACACUCUCCCUUCUUCUCACUCUGUACUCUUCUUCUCCCACUCUCUUUCCCUUCCUUCUUGUCUCCAUUCUAAACAGAUCUCUCUCUUCCCCCCCGCUUUGGGGUUUUUUUCCCCCGGUUCACGCAUUUCGUCGAACACCUGAUGGACAUUUCCACGGCCCUGCUCCUCCUCUCCUUAGUCACCGCGUACCUCCUCUGGUUCACCUUCAUCUCCCGCUCCCUCCGCGGCCCACGGGUCUGGCCGCUCCUCGGCAGCCUCCCGGGCCUCAUCGAGAACUGCGAGCGCCUCCACGACUGGAUCUCCGACAACCUCCGCGCCUGCGGCGGCACCUACCAGACCUGCAUCUGCGCGGUUCCGUUCCUCGCCAAGAAGCAGGGGCUCGUGACCGUCACGUGCGACCCGAAGAACGUCGAGCACAUCUUGAAAACCCGCUUCGACAAUUAUCCCAAGGGCCCCACCUGGCAGGCCGUCUUCCACGAGCUCCUCGGCGAAGGGAUCUUCAACUCCGACGGCGACACGUGGCGGUUCCAGCGCAAGACCGCCGCGCUGGAAUUCACCACCCGGACCCUCCGCCAGGCCAUGGCUCGCUGGGUGAGCCGCGCCAUCAAGCUCAGGUUCUGCCCCAUCCUCGAGUCGGCCCAGGUCAGCGGCGAGCCGGUUGACCUCCAGGAUUUGUUGCUUCGGCUCACUUUCGACAACAUCUGCGGCUUGGCUUUCGGGAAGGACCCGCAGACGUGCGCGCCGGGCCUCCCCGAGAACGGCUUCGCCUCGGCUUUCGACCGAGCCACCGAAGCCUCCCUCCAGCGGUUCAUUCUCCCCGAGGUGAUCUGGAAGGUCAAGAAGUGGCUCCGCCUCGGGAUGGAAGUCAGCUUGAGCAGGAGCAUAGCUCAGCUCGACCAGUACCUGACCGACGUCAUCAACCGGCGCAAGGACGAGCUGAUGACUCAUCAGCAGCAGCCUAACGACAAAAGAAUCGUCCUCCUCCACGACGACCUCCUCUCCCGUUUCAUGAAGAAGAAGGAGUCCUACUCGGACUCCUUCCUCCAGCACGUGGCGCUGAACUUCAUCCUAGCUGGACGCGACACGUCAUCCGUCGCGCUGAGCUGGUUCUUCUGGCUCGUCAUCCAGAACCCGUCCGUGGAGGAGAAGAUCCUCCGCGAGCUCUGCACCGUCCUCGAGGAGACACGUGGCGCUGACGUGGCGAACUGGCUGGGCGACCCGCUGGAGUUUGAGGAGGUUGACCGCCUCGUCUACCUGAAGGCGGCGCUGUCGGAGACGCUGCGGCUGUACCCGUCGGUGCCGCAGGACUCGAAGCACGUCGUCGCCGACGACGUGCUCCCCGACGGGACUUUCGUCCCCGCGGGGUCGUCGGUGACGUACUCGAUCUACGCCGCCGGGAGGAUGCGGUCGACGUGGGGGGACGACUGCAUGGAGUACCGGCCGGAGCGGUGGCUGUCGCCGGACGGCGGCAGCUUUGUGGCGCACGACGCGUACAGGUUCGUGGCGUUCAAUGCGGGACCCAGGAUAUGCCUGGGGAAGGAUUUGGCUUACCUACAGAUGAAGUCGGUGGCGGCGGCGGUUCUGCUCCGGCACCGGCUGACGGUGGCGGAGGGGCACAAGGUGGAGCAGAAGAUGUCGCUGACGCUGUUCAUGAAGCACGGGCUGAAGGUGAAUGUGGCGAAGAGGGACCUGCAAGAGACGGCCGCGAGGAUGAGGGCGGCGGCGGUGGCCGGCAGCGGUACUGUUCAUGAUAAUAAUAACAAUAAAGGACCGAAUUGCAAUAAUCAGAAAGUUGACGAGCAUCAGCAGGCAACGGUGACGGCGACGGCCGUGAGAUGUAACGGGCAAAAUUUCCAUGUCCUUCACUAAAGUCGAAUUUCUUUCUGUGUUAGAGGUAACUUCUGAACUUGUCUGGUUUCAGCGACUUUUUUCUGAGAUGGAUUCUUCUGUUAUUUUAACUCUGCAAUUUUUUUUGCGAUGAUACUAGAGCUAUUCAGAUAACAAAUAAUCAUGUUUUGUGUAAUGGUAUAUGAAGUACAUUAAAGUCCAUGUGCAUUUCAUUCGCAAACUUAUUUCUGGCGGAUGUUUGAAGCUCUACUAUAUAUCAUCUAUCUAAAAAUCAAAUUGAUGGCCUCUUAACUAAAACAAUUUCUUCUUCUCGUCAUUGGUUUCUACCUAGCAAAUCAAUGGCGCGUACCAUGAUGGGUUAUUAAUUGUAAAUAUAGUAGUAGCGUUAGUCGGCUGGUUGAGUUGUGUAAUUUUGGUAUAUGUAUAUACCUUGUACAUCAGCAGAACGACAUUUAAGAAAAAUAAUGUUAUUGACCGAGAGACCUAUCUCUCUGUAGAGUAAUCUCAUUCAUAUUGAACAGGGAAAACCAUUUCAAUCCUAUGUGCGUUAGUAUCUAACAAAUGCUUCUCCGACAACAAUAGGAGAGGAAUCACUGAGAUUUGAAAAUGCCGUUGAAAAACUCAAUUACUACGGAGGUAGUGAGAAAGAGAAGUUGUCCAAGUCCAUAACUGAAACUGCAUUACCCGAAAUCAUAAUCUAAAUCGCCGUCAAUGAACCUGACUGUUGGGGAAGCAGAGAGAGAAAGAGAAGUCAACUUGGCUCAAAUCCAAAAGUAUAAUACUAAAAAUAAGAUUUUCCAUCAAUAAGACAAUAACUAAACAACUAAGGAGGCAGGGAGAGAAAGAUAAGCCAUCCUAGUCGAGGUGCAACAAUUCGAUUUUUAGCGUCGAGAAGUGCAUUUUUUUUGAAUGGAAGAGAUGAAUUUCGAUAUUUCCUGAAAUAGGUGGAUGAUUUGAUUGAUGGAUUGUUUUAUUUAUAAACUACAUUUCAUAAUUUUGAAAUCAAAAUAAUAAAAUUUGGAUAAAUCAUCUUUGGCUGACUUGGUGGGCAUGUACUAGUCAUGUUAGUCACCAGUUUAUAUUAAGUUAUCACCGAUCUUAAGAGUUGAUUGUUAGAAUUGACGGUCAACUAUGAAAAGUUUGGGGUUUAAACUAUCUCUUUGUGCAAAGUUGAGUGCAUAUUGAUGUAUGGAUAAUGUCUAUUUUUUAUCCAAACCUUUUUUCAAAUUUUUUUAUAUUAUCCAAACCUAUCGAAAUACUAAGAAUCAACCAAAUGUUAACUUUCAGUUAGCAAUUUUGUUAGUUAUAUUGACUUGGCAACAUGAUACUGACUUGAAAGAGACACAUGAAGGUCAACAUUGCAAAAUUUUAGUAUUUUAACUAAGAAAAAAGUUACAAAAUUAUUAAGUAUAACGCAAAAAUAGCUAAUAUUUUGAUGCAUUACGAAAAAUUUGACUAAUUAAUAACAUUUAAAUAGGUUUGGAUAAUGUAAAAGAAAAAUAUUUGGAUAAAAAAUAGACUCUUUGAUGUAUUAAUCUGAUGCGAAAGGAAAUGGGAAAGGAGAAGAGAGAGAGGUCGAAGCUGUAGCAUUUAAAUUUUGCGGUUGAAAUUCAUGUGGGAGGGUAUUAAAUUGAGGGAGGGGCAAAUUUUGUGGCAUAAAGAGGGGAUAUGAAC